Messenger RNA from Nicotiana tabacum (common tobacco), 1252 nucleotides. RefSeq names its product vacuolar protein sorting-associated protein 20 homolog 1. The record is from RefSeq and is a predicted model, not a curated record. Gene Ontology annotation, cellular component: multivesicular body; ESCRT III complex. Lineage: Eukaryota; Viridiplantae; Streptophyta; Magnoliopsida; Solanales; Solanaceae. Gene Ontology annotation, biological process: vesicle budding from membrane; late endosome to vacuole transport via multivesicular body sorting pathway.
AAAAGAUAAAACAAAAUUUCAAAUAUUACGGGUAGUAAUCUGCACCUUUUCUCUCUUUUUUUCUGUUAGUUUCGUCGUUGAUAUAAUCUUCUCCUCUGGCCUCUGCCAUUGGAUCGUGGUCUUGGACUCUUCGAUCCCCUUUACUUCCUUUCCUUCUUUGAUCUUUCAACUCCAGCCGCUCAAUUAAGCAGGGGUUUUCGCAUAGAUUUGCAAGACCUCAUGUUUGUUCUAAAAUAACAUUGUUUUUGUUUUUAUUGGGGGGGAGAUGGGGAAUAUAUUCGUGAAGAAACCGAAGAUCACCGAAGUGGAUAAAGCAAUUCUCUCUUUAAAGACUCAAAGGCGUAAGCUUGCCCAAUAUCAACAACAGCUGGAAGCUGUCAUUGAAGCUGAGAAACAAGCUGCAAAGGACUUGCUACGCGAAAAGAAGAAAGAUAGGGCCCUUUUAGCAUUAAAGAAGAAGAAAGUUCAAGAAGAACUAUUAAAGCAAGUUGAUGUCUGGCUCAUAAAUGUUGAGCAGCAAUUGGCAGAUAUUGAACUGACAAGCAAGCAGAAGGCUGUCUUUGAGAGUUUGAAAACUGGAAAUAAUGCAAUCAAAGCAAUACAAAGUGAGAUCAACCUAGAGGACGUUCAGAAGUUAAUGGAUGAUACCGCAGAGGCAAAAGCUUAUCAAGAUGAAGUGAAUGCUAUUCUUGGAGAGAAGCUAUCUGCUGAAGAUGAAGAGGAAGUUUUAGCAGAAUUUGAGAAUCUGGAAUCUCAGUUAACACUUCAAGAUCUGCCAGAAGUUCCUUCUGCAGCACCUUCUGCUGAGAACGUUGAAGAGAAACUGGAUCUACCUGAUGUACCAACUAAAUCACCAGUCAUCACGGAAGCUGUUAUGGAGGACGCUCAAGAUACGUCAGCUGGCGUGGCUGUGCAAAAGAAAGUUCUGGAGGAACCAAUACCUGCUUGAUUCCAGCUCAACUUUGUUAAUUUUUCAAAAAGUGUGUCAAGUUUCAGAAUGCUAUAAAAGUAUUCGAUGCUAAAAAUUUGUAAUGUUUCAAAAGUUUGUAUCAUAUCUCUUGUGACUUGUGCAAAUUGUGGUUCUGGGGUCAUGUACAAGAUUUCAGAUUUGGACCGUGCUCUUGUGCGUUGCUGACUCGUACGAAGUCAUUUAUUUACCAUUACCUUCAUGCUCAUGUCUGAGUAGUUUCAUGUAAUUCUGUUACCUUUGUAUUAUGCAAGAAAGAAGCCAAUUGUCUCUUUUAAGACCUAA